GGGGGCGCGGCGGGCGGCUGGGAGCGGGGCCGCGAGCGGCAUGUCUCGCUACACCAGGCCCCCCAACACCUCCCUGUUCGUCAGGAACGUCGCCGACGCCACUAGGCCCGAGGACCUACGCCGGGAGUUUGGUCGGUACGGCCCCAUAGUGGACGUUUACAUCCCACUCGACUUCUACACUCGCCGCCCCCGCGGGUUCGCCUACGUUCAGUUUGAAGAUGUUCGAGAUGCUGAAGAUGCACUCUAUAACCUCAAUAGGAAGUGGGUCUGUGGCCGGCAAAUCGAGAUACAGUUUGCCCAAGGUGAUCGCAAAACACCCGGGCAAAUGAAGUCGAAGGAACGCCACCUGUGCUCCCCGAGUGACCACAGGAGAUCCAGAAGCCCCAGCCAGAGGAGGUCUCGAAGUCGAAGUUCAUCGUGGGGCAGAGACCGGAGGCGCUCAGACAGCCUGAAAGAGUCUCGACACAGGCGAUCUUCCUACAGUCAGUCUAAAUCCCGCUCCAAAUCACUACCAAGGCAGUCUACCUCAGCAAGGCAGUCGAGAACACCGAGGAGGAAUUCUGGAUCUAGAGGCCGGUCAAGAUCCAAGUCCUUACCGAAAAGGUCCAAGUCAAUAGAAAAAUCAGAGUCACGCUCACCCCCAAAGCAGACUGGCUCAGGAGCAAAAGCCAGACCACAUGGACGGCACUGUGAUUCCAUCGCGAGAUCCCCAUGCAAGUCUCCCAGAGGGUACACCAGCUCUGGAACCAAGACACAGACAGCAAAGCAUUCUCACUUUCCGUCGCACUCCAGAUCGCGGGGUUACCACCAUAAAAACAGUUGGUGAACAGCCGCUUCCCGAAGAGCCACCGCACUCUGCUAUGAGUUAUUAGACCUCGUUGUGGCUAAAAUUCCUCAAGGCUUAUAGAAAUGGGAACUGGUGUUAGUUACCUUGGCCAUGUGGAAGGAAUACAAUUGCCCUAGCUUUGACUAAUAAGUAUUUGAUCUCAAUUUAAGGGCUCACCCACAAGUCACCAUGGCCACCACUGCGUAGGCUGUACUUGGUUCAUGUUGUAGCAAGGGGGUACUUCCCAAAGGAAAGAGGCUAGAUGGAACCAGUAUAAAAAUUCUACUUAGAUAUGAAAUACUAUCAAUAAUAUUCUUUACAAAAGUAUUUUUUACUCUAAAACACUUUUCACAUAAAAAGUAAUUGUGAUUAUAUGUAAUUGCAUAGGCCAGACUUAAACCGUUUGACACCUGUGUCUUUCUUGUGACUUCUGUUUAAACUUGGGCCAAUUCUUGGUAGGCAUAGUUCAAAUUACAGCAUUCUGAAAUCUCAAAAGAAAAAAAAUCUAUAUAGAUUCUGCAGCGGUUCAAAAGAUAGUUAAAAGAUGUUUAAAAGAUAAAGAACCGUUCAUUGUUUUUGAAUGCAGCAGCAUAGACCAGUUGGCAUGAAAUGAUAUCCAUGUUUGCUGAAAAUACGAAAACAAAGCUGGGUAUGGUGGCACAUGCCUGCAAUCCCACGCUUGGGAGAUGAGGUCGGAGGGUCAAUCCACCAUGGACUGGGCUACACGAGACCCUGUCUAGAAAUAAAUAAACAGAUGCUUUUUAAAAAGGGGAAACCAUUUUAGAAGUACUAGAUUUUGAAUGGUUUGCGAAUACUCUAAAAACUAUGGUGUGGAACACUCAGAAUCCACAAAUACUCAUAUUAAGCCUUACGUAGUUGAAGUACAGUACAUUUUGUAUAAAUUCACAUUUAUACCAUUAUUUCUAUAUAGCUAUUUUCAUCUGCAUUUUUCUUUUUAGAGCUCUAGUUCAAUAUCCUAAUUAUAUACAAAGUCUUUUUAAAAGAAAAGAAUUAAACACAUAGUACAUUAUAUUAAGAAAUGCUAGCCAAUGAGAUGGCUCGGUGAGUAAAUCCACUCACCAUCCACACCUGGCCACCCGAGUGCAAGCUGGGCAACUUGAGUUCAGUUCCUGAACCCACUCAGAAGUGGAAGAGAACUGGCUCCUGCAAAGUAUCUCUGACUUCCACACUGUGCAAUGGCCUGUGUGUGCACGCACACACACACACACACACACACACAUAAAUGUAUGCAAAAACUUUAAGUUCAAAACUAUACCUUCAAACCAGACAUGUAGUACACGUACAUGCCUGCCAUCCUAGGACUUGGGAAGCCGAGGCAGGGCCGAGGCAGGAACUUGAGACCAGCCUGGGAAACACUGAGAUCCAUCACACACACAUAUACACACACAUACACAUACAAAGAAAAAGGUCUUCAUAAAAACAGCUUCUAGGUGAGGCAUUUGACUUUUCCAUUAUGCUACUCUACAUCUUAAAAACCAAAUAACUUUGUUGACAGUUACUGCUUUUGUAGUUGUUAUUACUUAGAAUUUCUUUUACCAUGUCAUUGAGGUUUACAUUUCAGAGGGUUUGGCAGAUUUGUAAUAGAAUGGUUUGCAUCUGAUUGUCAUAGGAGAUAUGUUUACAGAUUAGCUUUGUUGAACCACAUUGCUGAAACACACUGUCAGCCCUUACAGCUAAUAUGUAUGCCUGGAAUACCUAAGAAACCUGUCUUACAUUUUCAGUAUUUGGAGCUAUGUUGCUUCUAUUAAUUUCCAGUAUAGAGUUCUAUAGUCUUUGCAUUUUAAAUCCUUUAUGUGAGAAAAACUUCACAAAAUAAUUUGUACAUUGGUGAUACUUGGAGAAGUAACGCAAAUUAAUGUAUAUUAUACUCUCUGGAUAUAUUUUGUCUAUUUAACCAUAGCAACAUUUAUUUAUUUCCAAACUUCACUCUGAUGUUCCUCUGUAAUAAAGCGAUUAUAAAAGCCUG
This is a messenger RNA of Alexandromys fortis (reed vole), 2813 nucleotides long. RefSeq names its product serine and arginine rich splicing factor 12 (gene Srsf12). NCBI's taxonomy places the organism in Eukaryota, Metazoa, Chordata, Mammalia, Rodentia, Cricetidae. Gene Ontology annotation, molecular function: RNA binding. Gene Ontology annotation, biological process: mRNA splicing, via spliceosome. Gene Ontology annotation, cellular component: nuclear speck; cytoplasm. The coding region runs from base 41 to 826 and encodes 261 amino acids. The record is from RefSeq and is a predicted model, not a curated record. The transcript has 5 exons.